Molecule: messenger RNA, 2686 nt
Organism: Boleophthalmus pectinirostris (great blue-spotted mudskipper)
Lineage: Eukaryota; Metazoa; Chordata; Actinopteri; Gobiiformes; Gobiidae
Gene: mrps5
Product: mitochondrial ribosomal protein S5
Exons: 12
Coding region: 51-1268 (405 amino acids)
Biological process (GO): translation
Cellular component (GO): ribosome
Molecular function (GO): RNA binding; structural constituent of ribosome
Source: RefSeq, a predicted model, not a curated record
GUUUGGCAUCCUAUGCGUGUGUGUGUUGGGGUCCUCAUUUCAACACCAACAUGUCGGCGUCCGUACGAGUGUGCUGUGCCCUCCGCAUUACACUUGGAGGAGCACUGCCCCUUCGUCCGCUCGCAGGGGCACUUAUCCAGAGCGCCCCACGGUCCAGCCGAGCAUCGGGGUUGUGUCUGCAGAGACUCCCUGCGCUGCUGAGCCCGGCCCCGACAUGGCAACAGAGUCGACACGGCAGCUUUUUCAACAAGUUGACAGCAGACGAGUUGUGGAGAGGUGUGCUGGCCGAGACUGGGGCCGGAGCGAGGAAAGGCCGAGGGAAAAGGACCAAACGUAAACUGAAGAGGGACCUAAACCGAGGACAGAGCCUUGGAGAAGGUCGUGGGGGUUUCCUGUGGCCGGGCUUGAAUGCUCCUAUCCUAAAGGAAGGCUCCAUUCAGCAUAUGGCCCGGAGAGGUGAAGCUGAGCAGCAGGUUGUUCAAGCAGAACUAGUACGCCAGAGAGAUGAAUGGGAGAAGAAGAAGAGGUUAAAAGUGAAGAGAGAGCGAGGAUGGACUGGUAACUCAUGGGGAGGCAUCAGUCUGGGACCUCCUGAUCCUGGUCCAAAUGGAGAAACCUAUGAAGACUUUGAUUCACGUGUCAUUGAGGUGAAAAGUGUCUUCAACAUGACAGCCAAAGAGGGCAGGAAGAGGUCUAUUAGCUGUUUGGUUGCUGUUGGAAAUGGCAAUGGAGCUGCAGGUUUUGCUGUGGGUAAAGCAGCAGAUAGAAACACAGCUCUCAGAAAAGCUAAAAAUCGAGCCAUCCACUUCUUGUACUUUAUUGAACGAUUCAAUAACCACACAAUUUAUCACGAUAUUGAUUCCAAGUUCAAAAGGACGAAGCUGCGCAUGAAGAAGCAAAACAAAGGCUACGGUUUGCACUGCCACCGGGCUGUCAUCACACUCUGUAAACUCAUUGGCAUUGAGGACAUGUACUGCAAAGUCGAAGGAUCUGUCAAUCUUCUCAACAUCACUCGGGCACUUUUCAAGGGUUUAGCCGAUCAGGAAACUCACCAGACUCUAGCAGAUAAGAAACAGCUGCAUGUGGUGGAGUUCAAGUCAGAGCGUGGAGCACUGCCCCUAGUGGUGGCCAGUCCCAGGACAGGGGUGAGACAGGAGCCCCAACCUGAGGACGAGAUCCCCAACACCAAACUGCACUGGGAUGAUGUGAGGGCAGCACAGGGCAUGAAGAGGUCCAACUGGGCCACGGUCAAACGCACCAUCUGGUAGUGGGACUAUAGGGACUCUCACAUGCUUGUGAUCAAGAUGGAACAUGAGGAAACUGGAACAGCUUAAAUCUGUGCUUGGACUGCCUUAAAAAAUCAUUAAUGUACAGUUGAUAAUUAUGGUAACAGUGUAUUGAGCUACUUUGCCAACUAGAGCCGCUGCUGUACAAAAUAUGUUCAAACAUUAUUACAAAUCAUAAAAUAAAUGUACUUUUGGUUAAAGACACUGUUUGGGAGGGUGAUUUACUUUUAAUCCAUGUAGGUGCAUACUGCUUUCAGAUGUGGGAUUAGUUUAGGCAAGUUUACUGUCAGUCAAUAUUUUAGAUUUUAAUUCUAUUCUUGUACUAUGUCAGUAUAAAUGUGUAUCUGAUUUUUACUUGUUUUUGCUGCACUUUUGCACAUUUGCUUUUGGGCCACUCCUUCCCAAUUAAUCCCUGUGCCCUUAUCCUGUUUGCUAAGGUUACAUAUAGGUGAAAGUAAACAUUUGCUCAGGGUUGCAUGAGAUCUAGAUCAUAAACACACAAAAAGACAAAACUGGGUUAAAAUAAACAGUAUUUUAUUAAUAGAAUACAAAAUUCUGCCAUGGGGCCCUUUUAUCUAUUAACACAGUCAUUAUAGGAGACUGGCUAUACAAAAUGGUAUGUAAUGGGGUACAUUUAAAUCAUUUACUCUUCUACAGGCUAAUGCAUACAUUUUCACUUAUAUAAUAUAUUUAUCUUUAUAUCAGAUUCCAAAUAAACUGAUUACAGAGAUCAGACGUAGUCAAAUGUGGUAGAAUGUGGUCUUGGUGCAAAGUGGAAAAAUGAUAAACUGUAACAAUUAUUAUUGUUAUUACUAACUGGUGACAUUCACACAUAAUACAAGUGCUGCAUACAUUCUAGUUUAGGUGUUUGGGAAAUUAGAAGUUCUUCCACCGGAUUGCAGACAGAAUGGCAUGGAUGAAGUACACAAGAGUGGAUGCAAAGGCAAAGACCUGAGACAUAGAGAGGAGAUUUGUGACAUGUUCAAAACUCAGAAUACACUCAUGAAUGUUUUUGUGAGUUUUUUUUUUCUUGUUAAAAUGUUAGACUUACCACAGCUGAAAUUUCGAUCUGGUAGAUUCUAAAUACUGGGUUGUCUUUACUUAGAAUUGUCAUGUAGGCCAGAGCCACUCCUGCACUGAGGUAGAAGAUCACUGCCAGCAAGUGAUAGAUAAAGUCCUGCAAAAACAACCAGAAUGUGUUGUUUUGUUUUGUUUUUUUAUUUUACCUUCUUGUGUGUUGUACUACUUGAUAAUGAUAUUAUUAAAUGAUGAUUAUGAUUCAGUAAGUCUAAUAAACAUGCAAUAUCUUACAGCUGUCGCCCAACCAUAGCUGUUCUUGUGUCCCCCACAUGCGAAGAUGACGAGCCAGAGGAACGUCAUUACAAAACAGAAGAUGGACA